Molecule: messenger RNA, 1236 nt
Organism: Camellia sinensis
Lineage: Eukaryota; Viridiplantae; Streptophyta; Magnoliopsida; Ericales; Theaceae
Source: RefSeq, a predicted model, not a curated record
AUGGGUUGGAGUGAAGGACCAUAUGGAGUAUGCCCACCUCCUCAAAUAGCUUGGGGUUCGUAUGGGUUGAACUCACCUCCACAAACUGCUUGGGAUUCAUUUGGAGUGAAUUCAAAUACUCAAAUGUAUUAUAUGAAGAGAUCUUCACCUCUCAUUCAGUUUGCACUUGCUGAGGAAGGUAAAGCGAGAUACGAAAAGGCAAGCUUUAAAGUAAUUGAUAUGGAUAAUUAUGCCGCCACUGAUGAAGAAUAUGAGGAGAAAUUGAAGAAAGAAACUGUGGCAUUUUUCUUUUUAGCUGCAUAUGGAGAUAGUGAGCCAACUGACAAUUCUACAAGGUUCUAUAAAUGGUUUUCAGAGGGUAAAGGGAGAGAGAAAUGGCUUAAUCUUUCGUACGGAGUGUUUGGCCUUGGCAACAGGCAAUAUGAGCAUUUCAACAAGAUAGCAAAGAUCGUGGAUGAGGUCCUUGAUGAGCAGGGUGGAAAUCGUCUUGUUCCAGUGGGUCUUGGAGAUGAUGAUCAAUGCAUGGAAGAUGACUUUGCUGCAUGGCGGGAAUUACUUUGGCGCGAGUUAGAUCAGUUGCUUAAGGAUGAUGACAGUUCAACUGUUACAACUCCUUACACUGCUGCUGUGUUGGAAUAUCGUGUGGUAUAUCAUGACGGCACAGAUGCAUCAAUAUUGGACAAGAGCAUGAGUAUGUCAAAUGGUCAUGCUGUUCAUGAUGCACAACAUCCAUGCACGUCUAAUGUGGUUGUGAAAAAGGAGCUUCAUACUGCUGCCUUUGAUCGAUCUUGCACCCAUCUAGAAUUUGACAUUGCUGGAACUGGACUUGUAUAUGAAACUAGGGACCAUGUCGGCGUGUACUGUGAGAAUGUGAUUGACAUUGUGGAGGAAGCUGAAAGGUUAAUGGAUUUAUUACCAGAUACAAAUUUCUCCAUUCACACCGAUAAAGAGGAUGGCACUCCACUUGGUGGUAGCUCAUUGCUGCCUCCUUUCCCUGCAUGUACCAUAAGAACGACACUGACUCGAUAUGCAGAUCUUUUGAGCUUUCCGAAGAAGUCUGCAUUACUUGCCCUGGCAGCUCAUGCUUCUGAUCCAAGUGAAGCCGAGCGAUUGAGGCAUCUGUUGGCUCCAUCCACUACCUACAUGGUAAGGAGCCCACCAUCCACAUGGUGUGGGUGGCACCAUGUGGUAAAAGAAGCUGGUGGAGGGCAACACCAACUCACUAAAGGAAGAUAG